CAUAACGAUGGUCUUUAGGGCUAAACAGUUCUAUUUUUGAUUCAUCAGACCAGAGGAUAUUUCUCCAAAAAGUAUGAUCUUUGUCCCCAUGUGCAGUUGCAAACCACAGUCUGGCUUUUUUGUGGCGGUUUUGGAGCAGUGGCUUCUUCCUUGCUGAGCGGCCUUUCAGGUUAUGUCGAUAUAGGACUCUGUGGUUUUACUGUGGAUAUAGAUACUUUUGUACCUGUUUCCUCCAGCAUCUUCACAAGGUCCUUUGCUGUUGUUCUGGGAUUGAUUUGCACUUUUCGCAUCAAAGUACGUUCAUCUCUAGGAGACAGAACGCGUCUCCUUCCUGAGCGGUAUGACGGCUGUGGUGUUUAUUCUUACAUACAACUGUUUGUAUAGAUGAACGUGGUACCUUCAGGCGUUUGGAAAUUGCUCACAAGGAUGAACCAGAUUUGUGAAGGUCUACAAUUUAUUUUCUGAGGUCUUGGCUGAUUUAUUGUGAUUUUCCCAUGAUGUCAAGCAAAGAGGCAGUGAGUUUGAAGGUAGGCCUUGAAAUACAUCCACAGGUACACAUCCAAUUGACUCAAAAAGACAUGACAUCAUUUUCUGGAAUUUUCCAAGCUGUUUAAAGGCACAGUCAACUUAGUGUAUGUAAACUUCUGACCCACUGGAAUUGUGAUACACUGAAUUAUAGGUGAAAUAAUCUGUCUGUAAACAAUUGUUGAAAAAAUGACUUAGAUGAAGUAGAUGUCCUAACCCCACUUGCCAAAACUAUAGUUUGUUAACAAGACAUUUGUGGAGUGGUUGAAAAACGAGUUUGAUGACUCUAACCUAAGUGUAUGUUAACUUCCGACUUCAACUGUAUAAAGGGCAGGUAAUCAAGGAGGUGAUGGAGUCCAGGUGAGUGUCAUUAUGCAGAGAUGCGCAAAACGCUGGUGACAGGUGUGCGCCAUAACAAGCAGCCUGGUGACCUAGAGGCCGGAGAGGGAACAUAAGUGACAGCACUGCUUUUAACUUAUGGGUUUUUACUUCCCUUUAUAUAAGUCUGAUGACAGUCUUUCAAUCAGAAUAUCUUGACUUUUGUUCCAUAUUGCUCCCCAAAAUAUAACACAUUGUCUAUUAUAAAACAUUCUCCAAAUAGAUCUAAUUUGUGGGGGAAGUAUGCCUAUAGGCUAAUCAGUCUAUCACUGUCUCCAAGGGGAGUUUCCAGCUAACAUGAUCUAAUACAACUAGCCUAAAUAAAGAUAAUGGUAACUUCUCACCCCAAUUCGUGUUAUUGUGACUGUACCAACCACAAUUUUUUUUAUGACCUUUAUCAUUACCUCUAUGAAACAGUAACACCAUUGUUGUGAAACCACUUACCUAAUACACAUUCGUCUUCACUAAUUAUAUUUAAAUAAUAUAUCAUCAUUUGGUGGGUGCUUAUAUUUGUCCUAUUUCACACAUGUACAAGUGUGUGUUAAUACGCAUGUGUGAAUUGGAAAUGUGUUUUUUUGCAUAUAUUUUAAAGGACUCCCUAACUGUAUAACAACAAGUCUGAAUUUGCCUUGGACUGUGUGUGUUCCUAGCUUCCAACGGUAAGUCAUGGCAUGAGCAGCUAUCUAGUCACAUUCCACAGUGAGGAGACCACAGGUAAGCAGCGAGAGAGAGAGAGAGAGAGAGAGAGAGAGAGAGAGAGAGAAAGGAAGGAAGCACAGAAGACAUCAUGAAUACACCCCAAUACUGCCUUCUGAUGUUGCUUAUCUACUCGGGCGGACCCAAUGCAGGAGCUCUGAAUGGUAUUAGCCCGUUCAUAAGGCAUUACGAAGGCUUGUCUUAUGAUCGUGAGGCCUUACACAGGAGACACCGGCGUGCCAAACGAGAGACCCAGCCUCAGGACCAGACACUGCAGCUGGACUUCAGAGCUUUUCUCAGGACCUUCCGGUUGCGUUUGAGGCGAGACACGACGGGAUUCACAGAGCCUUUUGAAGUCUUCUCUGAAAAUAUAUCAAGUACAGCAGACCUCUCCCAUCUAUAUUCUGGAGAACUUGAAGAUGAGAAGGGAUCUUCCUGUCACGGCUCGGUCAUCCAGGGCCAGUUUGAGGGUUCUGUCCUCACAGCCAAUGGAACGUAUUACAUAGAGCCCGUCCACAGAUACACCAGCCAGCCCACACAACACCACUCCGUCAUCUACCAUGAGGACGACAUGGAUGCUCCUCCCAUGGGAAGCAGUCGUGACGGGUUCUGUGGUGCAGAACGUCUGUGGCGCCUUGCCCAAAGCCUCAGACCCAAUCAGGAAGUUCCAGUGUCCAGGUCGAAGAGAACAUUGGACCAGUCUAAAACCAGCUGUCUACUCCACCUCCAUGCUGACCACUUCUACUACAGGAAGUUCAAGAGUGUCGAGGCUGUUGUGGCUCAGGUUGCCUCCUACGUGAGAGCGGUGAAUGAUAUUUAUGACAAGGCCGACUUUGACGGUCUCAAGCUAAUCAACUUCAGAGUGAAAUCACUCAGUGUCAUGAGAGAGGAGGACGAGACCAACCCCUUGAAUCGGCCCUUCCUCGGCCCAGAGAAGCUGCUCAGUCUGUUCUCUGAGAGAGACUGGGGAAACUACUGUCUGUCCUACCUGCUGACCAACAGGGACUACAGUGGAGUGCUGGGGCUGGCCUGGGAGGGCAAGACAGGGAACUGGGGAGGGAUUUGUUCGCGACACACGCUCAUGCGGGAUGGUAGCAACGCCAGUCUGAACACGGGCCUGAUCACGCUGCAGAACUACGGCCAGUACCUGCCCCCCCAACACGUUCAGCUCACCCUGGCCCACGAACUGGGCCACAGCCUGGGCGCCCCUCAUGAUGAAGGUUUGGAUUGUGGGAACCUGGGUUCUUCUGGAGGGAAAGGCAGGUUCUUGAUGUUCCCUCACGCUACCAAUGAGGUCCGGGAGAACAACGAUAAGUUCUCUCCCUGCAGCAUCAAGCAUAUCAGCCGAGUCCUGAAAGUCAAGAAGGAUGACUGCUUUGUGGUCAGUGAUCAGCCCAUCUGUGGGAAUCGGAUCGUGGAGGAGGGGGAGGAGUGUGACGUGGGCCACAACGAGACAGACCUCUGCUGCCAAAGCGCCAAGGAAUCUGUGGGCAUCCAGUGUCGCCUGAAACCUGGCAAGAAGUGCAGUCCCAGUCAAGGUCUGUGCUGUGGGCCAGCAUGUGUCUUGAAACCGUCAGGGGUCAGCUGUGAGGAGGAGUCAGACUGUCAGCUGGAGAGUAUAUGCUCUGGUCUCUCCCCCAUCUGCCCCGAGCCUGUGGCCAAGGCCAACAUGACCGUAUGCAGUCUGGGCACCCGGGUGUGUCUCAACGGGAACUGUGCUAAAUCACUGUGUGUGAGGUACGGCCUGGAGCAGUGUGACUGUCUGGGAGAGUCCAAAAAAGAAAAGUGCCACAUGUGCUGCCAACAGCCGGACAAGCCUGCAACCUGCGCCAGCACCACAUCCUCUGUCUUGACCAAGCAUUUCCAGGGAAAGCGUGUAGCCUUGGUUGCCGGGGCACCGUGUUCAGCCAAGCAGGGCUACUGCGACAUGUUCCAGGUGUGUCGCAUCCUGGACGCUGACGGGCCCAUCGCCAGGCUGAAGAACUCCUUCCUCCACCUGGUAGACCUGGAUGAGUUUGAUGACCUGGCUGAGUGGAUAAAGACUCACUGGUGGGCCAUUCUCUUGGCCAUCAUGACUCUGUCUGCCGUGAUGGUCAGCACCGUGUGCCUGUGUGGACGUACCCUGGACAUGGGUGACCCAGAGUAACCACUGUAGCUCCAACAGUGGCAGUUGGUGCCAUUCAAGAUUAGGGAGAGCGGCAAUAUUUUUUAUGAGCAUGGCCUUAUUUCGAUUACAGCAUAUUGGAUGACUGCCAUUCAUAUUCCCUUCACCCAGCUCAAUGUAACAUCGAUAGACUUAGGUUACUACAUGCUACUCGAAUUGGCCCUAUACCCAUCAUGAGGUUGCUACAACCUAGUCUAAAAAUGAAAGUUUAUAACGUAGGUGCACAGGUCUAGAGACAAAUUGGAGUAAUCACAUUCACAUUUAAUUCCGACUUGUACACUCUUGCCUGCAUCUAUCUGAUCUGGGGUGUAAUCAUUAGUCCAAGCAGUUAGAAAACGUUCAGUUCUGCAACUAAAACUAUACGUUUUGUAACAGAACCGGCGGAAUGAAUACUCCCCUGAUCAUCUGCACACAUAGUUCACUUUCAUAGCAGCCACAUACAGCAUCAUCACUUUGCUCGUUGUAUAAUUAAUUCUCGCAUCUACGCGCUCUCCUUCUCUCACCUUUUUCCUUCACGUGGACUUCAGUUUAUAACUCAACAGCUGUCUGUGAUUAGGCACAAAAACCUCUCCAAGCCAAACCUUCAUAACAUAACCACUAACCGCUACACAGCCUACAUCGUUGUCACCAUAUUAACGUUAUAGUCAUCAAACUAUAACUAACGUGUUAGUAAACCCAUAAUCCAAGCCAUGUGUACAAUUACACAGUACAGUGUACAGCAAGCAGUUUAGCAGUUACCACGGUGGGCUCAGGUAGCAAUACAUUUAUAAAAACGAAAGCUUACCUUGACUUUGAAGAGUUGCAGUGUUGGAUAGCUUUUGCCAGCUAGCUAACAUAAAUAGCAUUCUUCUCUGCUCCAGUCAGGUUGUUGAGUAGGCUAAAUUAGCUGCAUUAGCUAAGUAAGUGAAAGGGGUAAAUUAAGAAUUCAAAAAAUACAAUGAAAUGUAUCUCUCUGCUGCUUCUUCUUAAUUUUUAAAGAAAUGUAUUUCUUCAAAACAGUUAAACUAUUGUCUUUCUCUUUAAGUCAACUACUCACCACACUAGCUUAUGCUUUCAGUAAUAGAUUAAUUCUCUGAUCAUUUGAUUGGAUGGACAAGAUGUUAGUUCAUACUGCAAAAACUCUGAUAGGUUGGAGGACGUCGGAGGUGGGAUCAAUACACUAUCAUUCAAGUCUCAAUUCGAGUCCCAAGUCGAACGGGUUGAGUCUCGAUGUCACACCCUGGCCUAACCAAAAUAGAGAAUAAAAGCCUCUCUAUGGCCAGGGUGUGACAUCGAGACUCAACCCGUUCGACUUGUGACUAGGGUGUGCAUUCUAGUUUCUUUAUUUCUAUGUUUCUAUUUCUUUGUGUUUGGCCGGGUGUAGUUCUCAAUCAGAGGCAUCUGUCUAUCGUUGUCUCUGAUUGAGAACCAUACUUAGGUAUCCCUUUUUUCCACCUGUCUUUGUGGGAAGUUGACUUUGUUUAGGGCACAUAGCCUUUAGCUUCACGGUUUGUUUUUGUAGUGUUUAUUGUUUUGUUCUGCGUCAUUUUUAUUAAUUAAAGGAACAUGGACGCUGA
Salvelinus fontinalis (brook trout) is the source of this 5319-nucleotide messenger RNA. Its product is annotated as disintegrin and metalloproteinase domain-containing protein 10. Lineage: Eukaryota; Metazoa; Chordata; Actinopteri; Salmoniformes; Salmonidae. Gene Ontology annotation, biological process: membrane protein ectodomain proteolysis; Notch signaling pathway. Bases 1691 to 3745 code for a protein of 684 amino acids. The transcript has 15 exons. The record is from RefSeq and is a predicted model, not a curated record. Gene Ontology annotation, cellular component: plasma membrane. Gene Ontology annotation, molecular function: metalloendopeptidase activity.